UCAUGAUGUCUCUCAUGAAUCCGCACCAUGUCCACAGACCGAAAGACCGUCCUCAUCACAGGCUGCUCCAAUGGAGGCAUCGGCGCUGCACUGGCUGAGACCUUCCACGAUCACCGUUACCAUGUCUUUGCCACUGUGCGCACCCCAUCAAAGGCCCCCAAGACACUCACCAACUCUCCCAACGCUACCAUUCUCACCCUGGAUGUGCUGGAUUCGAAUUCCAUCACCAAUGCAGUGGAGAAGGUGACCAAAGCCACUGGCGGCAAGCUUGACGUUCUGGUAAACAAUAGUGGAGGCAGCAUUAUCCUCCCUGCCAUGGAUACCUCAAUCGAGGAGGGCAAAAAGCUAUUCGACUUGAACUUUUGGGCGCCUUUCGCCGUGACGCAGGCCUUUGCUCCUCUACUGAUCAGGUCCAAAGGGUGUGUUGUGAACAACACAUCAGUGAAUGGAGCUCUUCCAUUUGUCUUCAUGAGCAUGUACAAUUCCUCGAAAGCGGCCUUUAUGAGCGCCAGCGAGACUUGGCGUAUGGAGCUGGCUCCGCUGGGUGUUCGCACCAUCACUCUCAUGACUGGUGGUGUGAAGACUAAGUUCUUCGACAAUUACGUUCAACGCCAAGUCCCAGAGACCUCAUAUUACAUCGGAGCAAAGGAUGCUAUACAGAAAUUGGGUGAUGGAAGCUUGCAAGAUAGCGGCGUUGAUCGGUACGCAUAUGCAUCUAAGGUGGUUCAAGCAGUGGAGAGGAAGGAGUCAGGAAAGCUGUGGGUUGGUGGAGGCGCUGUCCCUGCGAAAUGGGCAUUGUGGCUAUUGCCGCAGUGGGGUGUGGAUUUGAUGAUGAGGAAAAUGUUUCCUGUGUUUGGAACAAUCGAAGGUGGACUGAAGAAAGACGCUUAGAGUCGUAAACGGCUGCGCGGUGAUUAUGACUGCGCAGCAGGGGUUGCAAAUCGGCCGUAUUACUAUUUCAGACUAAUGUUUGUGCCCUUUUUCAACAUUUCUAUUUCAGCAUUUUGGUGCCAUUUAUAUAGUUGUCUUUACUUUAGCCUGUUCAAUCACGAAGUCACCU
Messenger RNA from Aspergillus vadensis CBS 113365, 1060 nucleotides. RefSeq names its product short-chain dehydrogenase/reductase. Bases 28 to 891 code for a protein of 287 amino acids. Gene Ontology annotation, molecular function: triacylglycerol lipase activity; acylglycerone-phosphate reductase (NADP+) activity. The transcript is spliced from 4 exons. Lineage: Eukaryota; Fungi; Ascomycota; Eurotiomycetes; Eurotiales; Aspergillaceae. The record is from RefSeq and is a predicted model, not a curated record. Gene Ontology annotation, biological process: phosphatidic acid biosynthetic process; triglyceride catabolic process. Gene Ontology annotation, cellular component: endoplasmic reticulum; lipid droplet.